Messenger RNA from Triticum dicoccoides, 3904 nucleotides. RefSeq lists its product as uncharacterized. The record is from RefSeq and is a predicted model, not a curated record. Bases 82 to 1254 code for a protein of 390 amino acids. The transcript is spliced from 6 exons. NCBI's taxonomy places the organism in Eukaryota, Viridiplantae, Streptophyta, Magnoliopsida, Poales, Poaceae. Gene Ontology annotation, biological process: regulation of DNA-templated transcription. Gene Ontology annotation, molecular function: double-stranded DNA binding.
ACCACUCGAAUACCCCACGUCCAACGCCACUCGAAUUCCCCACCGCCGCCGCCGCCGCCGCUGCUCCGCCGUCGCGGCGUCAUGCUCCUCCUCCGGCAGCGCGUCCUCUCCCAUCUCCUCUCCGGCGCGCCCUCUCCUUCCACCUCCCCACUCCUCUCCCUCCACGGCCUCCUCUCCACCGCCGCCACCGCCGCGCCCGCCGUUUCCCCGAACCCUAGCUUCGCCGUGGAGGAGUACCUCGUCUCCACCUGCGGCCUCACCCGUGCCCAGGCACUCAAGGCCUCCGCCAAGCUCCCCCACCUCAAGUCCCCCGCCAACCCCGACGCCGUCCUCUCCUUCCUCGCCGGCCUCGGCCUCUCCGGCGCUGAUGUCGCGGCCGUCGUCGCCAAGGACCCGCGGUUCCUCUGCGCCGGCGUGGAGAGAACCCUGGCCCCCGUCGUCGCUGGGCUCACCGGGCUCGGCCUGUCACACCGUAAGAUCGCGCGCCUCGUCUCGCUCGCCCCCGGCAACUUCCGCCACACAUCCGUCGUCUCCAAGCUAGAGUACUACCUGCCGCUCUUCGGCUCCAUUGACAACUUGCUCCGGCCCCUCAAACACUGCUCUGGCUUCCUCGGCUCCCACCUCGAGAGGGUGGUCAAGCCCAAUGUCAAGCUCCUAGCAGAGUGCGGGCUAGGUGCUAGCGAUGUUGCUAAGCUGUUCAUCCGUGAGCCAAGGAUGAUUAGCACCAAACCAGGGCGUGUCCUGGCGAUGGUUGCGUGCACCGAACGUCUAGGUGUGCCCCGUGACUCUGGAAUGUUCAGGCAAGCGCUGCACACUGUCUCAUGCUUCAGCGAGGACAAGAUCGCUGCCAAAGUGGACUACUUGAAGAGGACACUUAGGUGGUCAGAUACCGAGGUUGGCAUUGCUGUGUCCAAGGCUCCGGUUUUGCUGACAAGAUCAAAUGGCGUGCUGCAGCGUAUGUCAGACUUCCUGAUCUCUGAGGUGGGGUUGGAGCCGGCCUACAUUGCUCAUCGUCCCGCUAUGCUCACUUGCAGCCUGGAGGGACGGCUCAGGCCCCGCUACUAUGUUAUGAGGUUUCUUAAGGAAAGUGGAUUGCUAAAUCAUGACAGAGACUACUAUAGUAUGGUGGUGGUCCGCGAGAAGGUAUUUGUCGAGAAGUUCAUAUGCCCUCACAAUCAAGCUGCACCUCACCUUGCUGAAGACUAUGCAGCUGCUUGCACAGGGCAGGUGCCUGCUACAUUCACAUUUACAUGAACCAAGAAGCAGGAAAAUGGAUUGCUAGAGCGCGAGUGGAACUACUAUUCAGCAGUCUUGGUUACUGGGAAAAAUUUCAUGGAAAAGUUGGUAUGCCCAUACAAGGAAGCUGCCCCCACCUUGCCAAAACCUAUGCUUCCAGUUGUAAGGGAAGUGCCUUCUAGUUUCAGAUUUACAAGACUAAUAAUGGGCUAUGUGAAUUUGUAACUACGUAUGUCUACGUGCAGUGAGCUGGUAAUUUUCGUCUCAGUGUUCUAUGCCUAACUAGAUGUUGUUGUUUGUCUGCUAUAGUAUGUCUGGUACAUGUUAAUUAAGUGUCGCCAAUCCUGGAUGAAACUGAUAAUUUCAUUUUAGAGUGCUUGUAUGUCCAUUACAUGAUUUGGUAGAGAAGAACUAAGAGAGUGUGACAUCAGGGCAUUCACCUGUUCAUUGUGAUGUCAUAUUGUCAGGGCAUUCUGCAAAUGCUUUCAAAUAUAUUAAUGAAGAGUAUAUCUGCACGCCUUAUAUGUUUAUGUUCUCAAUUGCCAUUUCAGCUUUCAAUGCAAUCCUGAGUCAAUCUAUCUUUCCAUGAAAAAAGGUUCUCUUUUUUGCCAUGAAGAUGAUAUGAAGCCCCAAAAUUCGUUAAACAUCUUUUUUGGUGGAAACAAAUCUGGAAUUAACGUGUUAGUCACUGUUGAGGUUGCAGUUUUGAUCUAGUCUGUUUAUUUGCUUCCUCUAAGCUGAAACUCUUCAUUCUUCCUGCAGUAGCUUUGUUUGUAAGAUAUUAACUGUUGUGAAAGCAGGUCAUUGUUUACUAGUAGUUUGUAUCAGUUUUUUCGUUUAUUUUUCUCUUAUAUUCUUGGAUGGCUACUCGCUGAUGCUUUUCCUCGGAGCGUCUUUUGUCAAAACUGAAUACUUCAGUAGUUGGCUAGUAGCAUUUUGUUGGCAGCCCACCCAUCUAGCACUACUUAACAGAUAUUUCAAAGACCCUUGUAUUUGUAGCGGAUACACAAAAUGAUGCUUGUAUGGUAUGGUUCCGAAAAACAGAGUGCAUUUCAUACACUAUGAAGGAACUUAUGUUAAGGUAAUCUUAAAAAGGGUCAUGACAUUACCAUGUUAUUCUCUGCCAUACUUGUUAACUAUUUUUAUUCCAUAUUAGCACUAUUUAUAUAGAUGCUAGGAGAUCUUUAUGCCUUGGCAUAUUUUUGUAGGGAUCUUAUGUACCAUCCUCUGUUUUAUAUUUUUGCAUUUUUAGAUGCUCUUCUAUAUUUGCUUCAGUUGUGUUGGUUACAAUCUCUUCUGAAGACAUGUAGGCAGGAAUUGGAGAAAAGAGAAUGAAGAUGUCGAAGAUUGUUACCUUAGCAAAGAGAUGGUACCAGAGAUGAUAUCUUAACCAAGCUUGGUCUUAACAUUUAAGAGAAUGCAGUAUUUUUUUCUCAGUUACAGUGAAUGUCAUCUUUUCGUACACUUUUUUCAGUUAAAUCUCAGCCUAGGCAUGCAAGUACUAGCUGUCAGAUUGUCAGCGUAGUUAAAGAAUCUUGGAGAAUUGCAAACACAGAAAUUGUAGACAUGCUUGUCUACCUCAAAUUAAGAAUCAAGAUGUGUGAGGAGAGGAUGGUGAACAUAUGUUUAUUCCUGAACAUAUGUUAGGCUGUAGAAAUUGGAAUAAAUGAGAUCUCAGCUGUGUGCUUGCAGUAACACAAAGGAGAUGGGCACAUGCUAUUAUUGGCGCAGAGCUCUGAUUUGAAAUGAAGAUCAGUUGUGUGUCUCUUCUCUAGUGCCUAGUUUAGCCUGUGGGAAUUAUACAAAUAAUAUUAAUGCAAUUAAGGCGAGGGGAAGGGGUCUAUUAAGGAACGAAGUGACUUGCCAAGAGAUCAGCCAAGCAUGGUGGCUGGGGAUUUGCUAUACUACACAUGAUUCUGAAGGCUCUGUUAGUUGAUGAUGCCUGAGACUUCCUUCAGUUACAAAGCUUUCCUUUAACGGAAACAGUCAUAAUAGAGCUUUUUAUGUGUAAGGAAUUUGGUGUAUGGACGCAAGCAGAGGGCAGUUAUGAAUAAAGUUCAGCAAGCUAACUGGCUCCUGUGGGCAUUGACAUGCACUUGCACUUCCUCAUGACAAGUUGACACCUCCUUUGACUAGUACAAGUGUGGAGUGGUAAUUGAUAUUUAGGGUGGGAACAAGUUAAAUAUGCACUCUUCCUAAGACUUGAGGAUGAUGCAGCAAUGUAUCGUUCAUAGUAUUGAUUCCGAGGAUGCUCUGAGAUCUGGCAAUACAAACGCAAGGGGCCGAAGGCACUGCUGCAGUCAGGCUGGAUUAUACCGCUGCAGACGCAAGCUUACAUGAUCGCUGGAGGAGAGAAAUGGUUUCAGCCGUGGCGCGCGAGAUUACUCGACUCUCUAUUAAGACGGCGGGGGAAGAUCAGUGUCGCCGUCCAAUCAAGCGUCGCUAGCUGGGGAAGUUGGCAGCAGUCUGGGAGGUGAGGAAGAUGAGAUGAUCGUGUAAUGGCUGGGCUUUUUCGAACCCUAUCUGAAGAUGGUUAGAAACUAUGUGUAAAACCUGCUCUGUUUCUGUUGGAGGAACAGUUAAGACCAUGCUGAUUCAUUAACAUUGGUGACCAUCAUCUGGUUGGUAGUACCUGUAAAAAGGAAGAAACGAAAUUGUACAGAUAUCA